UGCGAGCUGUGAGGACAAGAGUUGCCGAGUUGUGAGUUUUGUUUGUGUUGUGUCCGACGAAAAUCGCCAAUUCGGCAAGAGUGUCGUCUUCUUCCUCGGUUAAACUCUCCAUUGUGAGUGUGUGAUGAUAUGACUCAUGAAUUCGUUGCGAAUAUAUCGUAUGACAUCGUACAACGCGGUGUGAUAGUUAGCUGUACAGAAUAGCUGCAUAGAAUUUUUACUGAGCGCCGCCCGCCGGUCACGCGUCCAGAGGCUGAGAUCGGUCGAAAUGGAAUCAGCAGGACAGAAUCAGCCACCUAAUAAUAUCAGUGACGGAUCCGACACCAGGGGCAGCUGUUUGUUACUUCGCUAUGCCAGCCAAAAUUCUCUGGACGAGAGUUCGCAGAAGCAUGUUCCUCGUGAGAAUGGGAAGGAUAAACCACCAUAUAGGAAUCAUCAUCACACGAACAGAGCUUUUGAUGUCAUCAACGAGAUGAGAAAGAAAAAUUUACUCUGCGAUGUCAUCUUAGUAGCGGAUGGUGGUAUGGAAGUACCGGCUCACAAAAUGGUUCUCGCUGCAUGCAGUCCUUACUUUUACGCCAUGUUUACAAGUUUUGAGGAACGCGAUCAACAGAGAAUAACGUUGCAAGGCGUGGAUUAUUCGGCAUUAGAAUUAUUAGUAGAUUAUGUUUACUCUGCAGAAGUCCACGUUACAGAGGAUAACGUACAGGUACUUCUACCUGCUGCAAACUUGUUACAAUUAACGGAUGUACGAGAUGCCUGUUGCGAUUUCUUACAAGCUCAAUUACAUCCGUCUAAUUGUCUCGGUAUUAGAGCGUUUGCAGAUCUGCAUGGGUGCCUCGAGUUGUUGACGCACGCAGACAGUUAUAUUGAACAGCAUUUUUCAGAAGUGGUGGACGCAGAAGAAUUUUUAACAUUGGAACCUGAACAAGUGGCUAAACUUAUCUGUAGCGAUCGUUUAAUGGUGCCUUCUGAAGAGAAAGUAUUUGAAUGUGUUAUUUCAUGGGUACACCACGACCUCGAAAAGAGACAGAACGAUUUGGCGUUGUUAAUGGAACACGUGCGCUUGCCUUUGCUUUCUCAAGAGUAUUUAGUGCAACGUGUGGAAGAGGAACCGCUUCUCAAAGCUAAUUUGCAAUGCAAGGAUUUUUUGAUCGAAGCCUUAAAAUAUCAUUUACUGAAGGGUGAGCAAAAGUCAUUAUUUAAAACGCCGCGUACCAAACCAAGACAACCGAGAGGAUUACCUAAAGUAUUAUUAGUUGUUGGCGGCCAAGCUCCAAAGGCGAUCAGGAGUGUUGAAUGUUAUGAUUUCAAGGAGGAAAGGUGGUAUCAAGUUUCUGAAUUACCAACACGACGUUGUAGAGCUGGACUCUGUGUUCUUGGCGGACGCGUAUACGCUGUUGGUGGGUUUAACGGAUCAUUGAGAGUACGAACAGUUGAUAUUUAUGAUGCUGCAGCGGAUCAAUGGUCACCCUGUCCCGAGAUGGAGGCGAGGAGAUCGACGCUCGGUGUAGCCGUACUCGGCAAUUGCGUUUACGCUGUUGGUGGCUUCGAUGGUUCGACAGGAUUAAAUUCGGCUGAAGUUUAUGAUCCACGGACUCGCGAAUGGAGACCAGUAGCACGAAUGUCAACACGGCGUAGUAGUGUAGGAGUCGGUGUUGUCAAAGGAUUGCUUUACGCCGUUGGUGGCUACGAUGGAGAAUCUCGUCAAUGUCUUUCUAGUGUUGAGUGUUAUAAUCCGGAGAAGGAUCAAUGGAAACCUGUACCUGAAAUGUCCGCACGUCGCAGUGGUGCAGGUGUUGGUGUCCUAGAUGGUGUUUUAUACGCCGUAGGAGGUCAUGAUGGUCCACUAGUACGAAAAAGCGUAGAAGCAUUUAAUCCGGAGACAAAUCAAUGGACUCCUGUCAGUGACAUGGCAUUGUGUCGUCGUAACGCCGGAGGAGAAAAAUCUUCGCAACGCCCUCUCCCGAGGGGGACCCGAAAGGGACACCCAUCGGGGGGGGGGAGAUGCCCAGCAGCCCGCAUUACUGGGCGUGCCGGAUUCGACCGCCCCGUGAUCUCAGAGAUACACCAGAACGGCCGUCUACCGACUAAAAAACUCCCCCUGUUCAAGCAAUACCUUAAGACACUUAUGAGAGCACCCCGGGACCGUCAACAGACAUUACUUCAGGCUAGAUAAGUCAAAAACGAACGUCCAAGCACGUCGCACAGUCGCUGAUUGUCCGGAUUUCUGAUACGCGUGUGCAAGUUGAGUAUCUCUCAAAACGCUGCGAAUGAUAGCUAAAUGCUCCAUGAUCGACCGAUCUGAGUUCAAGGUACAUGUCAUAAUUAAUUUUGCGGGUCGCACGGUGCUGGUUAAAUGUCGAGGUCACGUACAAAGCACUCGUGAUCCACAGCGAAUACGCAUCGGUAAAUGCGAAGCGCGUGCGCGCGAUUCGCGUUCCGUCAACUAGACACAUAAUCAGGACUCAAGCCUUCGUUACGCGGCUUGUUCCGAAGUAUUGCGAAUUUACAGAGCAACAAACGGCGUCCACGAAUCACGAAGAGGAGGUAGCGUGUACCGUGCCUCAAGAUGACGACGCUCCGAUAGUACAUAGGUAGCGUGAAGGCCCGAUGCGGAAGACGUCAAAUUGUGCGGCAGUGAUCUGCCUGAUGGUCUCAAGAUGGCGGCUUCUAAGCACCACGUGGUAGCUGCAACGUGGUGAUGUAGUGUGACUCGGCAGUUCUCCUGUCCAUAGCAGCAGCGACGUUAUUCAGUGUUGCUUUGUUACGAUGCCCGCUAAAGUGUUUUAGGGAAACAGGCUUUGGGAUGGUCGGACUAAGAAUGCGUAGUAAUCUUUCGAGAAUUUACUAUAUAUAUGUAUUUAUUUAUGUACUUAUUCGAUCAUUAGGAUUAUCGAGUCCUUACAAAAUAAUCUGCGCAGCGCGUGUGUUACAUUCAUAUCUUAUGUGUACGUUAUGUAGCAAUUCAGUUCUGCUUUUCUGUGCUAAAGGCAAAAGUUAGUUGCGUUUGACUAUAAUCUCUCAGGACUACGAUAAUAAGCUGCGUUAAUUUAAUAAUUAUUAAGCAUUAAUAAACUGCGAUUAGUUAUAAUAAAUUUUUAAUGUUAAAAUUAACUACAGUUAAGUAUGACCAAUUACUAAUAUUAAGAUUGCUAAGCACAAGUUUUUCUCUUCAGAUUAGUUAGUUGAAGCAUGUGGUAGCGAGAUUCUUAGAUUGCUUUAGCGUAAGAAUUAUACACGUUAAGGCUUACAAAACGUUAACAAAGGAUUCGCAAGGCUCUAAAGAAAUGCAGUGGAAGUUCGCGGACGAGGAUGAAUGAUAUUUAAUAGGAUGAAGUCGAAUUAGUAGCACGUGGAAAUUGUAUGUUUACAACUGAAUAGCACACCACAAGAGCACUCGUCUUUGUCCACUCAGUUAGACAUCCGAAACCAGAAACAACCAGAGAGCAUAGCCCGAGGGAGCUUCCUUUCGAAAGAUCCGACGUCUCUUGCCCUACUCUCACAUAUUCGGAGUUUUCUGCAAUAAGAGGAGCCUACUUCAAGGGUUUCCCUCGCGCUCGCUUACACAACGCUCAAUCUCUUACAUGCGGGGGUAGCGUUACGGCAAUCCAAUAGUGGGGAUUAGAAGGGAAAAGAGAGAAAUGCUCUGACGUCUAGAGAAGAAAAUACUGCACGGACCUAAUACUUAUAAGUCUACGGCAGUGGUACAAGAAAGAAAAAGAUAUAUGCUACCUUGCUUUGGUCUCUUUCGCCAAUUUUCGGUUAUUAUUAUUGACUAGUUUAACCGGUUGGUGAAGAAGACUCUAAUGCAAAUUA
Molecule: messenger RNA, 3819 nt
Organism: Acromyrmex echinatior (Panamanian leafcutter ant)
Lineage: Eukaryota; Metazoa; Arthropoda; Insecta; Hymenoptera; Formicidae
Gene: kel
Product: kelch protein
Molecular function (GO): protein binding
Source: RefSeq, a predicted model, not a curated record